GAUUAUUAACUUCUUAUUUUGGUUAUACUUGGUUAACUAAGCCUAGUGAACAACAACCAAAUUAUCCUUAUGUGGCUUUUCAAAGUGAAUAUAACCAGGGCUUGUUGGUAGAUGGUUUAGCAUUUAGUAGUAGUGAUUUUGUAGUUUCAGACACAGGAGAAGUGCUUUUUUGGGAUAAAGACCAACUAUCUUGUAAUUAUGAAACUAUUCCAUUAGGGGAAGCCAAAAAUAAAAGAAAACAAAAAAUGGGUAAUAGAAUUUAUUUAAUAGUUGAAAGUUUUGAGAUUUUCCGUCCCUUAGAGGCUACUGAUUUACCACCUUUUUUUGCUGAUAGGCAAGGAUUAACGGAGGAAGAAAGAGAUAUCAUAAAUAGUUUAGAAAGGAUUUUUGGAAUUAGAAUUACUGAGAAUGAAUGA
Messenger RNA from Scutellospora calospora, 416 nucleotides. The record is from the annotation of a GenBank genome assembly. Lineage: Eukaryota; Fungi; Glomeromycota; Glomeromycetes; Diversisporales; Gigasporaceae.